Molecule: messenger RNA, 939 nt
Organism: Arabidopsis thaliana (thale cress)
Lineage: Eukaryota; Viridiplantae; Streptophyta; Magnoliopsida; Brassicales; Brassicaceae
Product: dCTP pyrophosphatase-like protein
Exons: 2
Coding region: 375-800 (141 amino acids)
Biological process (GO): dCTP catabolic process; nucleoside triphosphate catabolic process; DNA protection
Cellular component (GO): cytosol
Molecular function (GO): nucleoside triphosphate diphosphatase activity; dCTP diphosphatase activity; magnesium ion binding
Source: RefSeq, marked reviewed
GGAAAAAAAAUUAUAGAGACAAGAAUAAAGUGAGUUUAAAAAGCCUAUGAACAAAACCAUCCAAUAAUUAAACUAUAAUCAAAAAGAUUCUGUUUCUAUUAUUCCCCAAUUCCCACAAAUAAGACAAAGCCACGUCAACACAGCGGUACAUAACUGUCACGUGUCGGUUUCGUGUAUUCUCGAUGAGCCAGCAUAUGCCUCGUUUCGCAGGAAGCAUCCGGUAAACGGUCAUCAUCUCCACCACUCUCAUACUACUCAAAAACCCUGUGAUAUAUAAUUAUCACAUUUUCUUCUAUAAAUUCCGAUUUCUGAUCUUUGCCCUCUUUUCAUAAGAUAGUUAGGGUUUUAGUCUUUUGUGUAAUAAUUCAUUGAUCAUGAACAAGGGAGAAGAAGGAGGAGAAGACAAGGAAGUGGUUUCUCUUCAAACUCUGAGUAAGAAAAUGGAUGAUUUUGCAAAAGCUAGAGAUUGGGAGAAGUAUCACAGUCCAAGGAAUCUCCUUCUUGCUAUGGUGGGUGAAGUGGGAGAGCUAUCAGAGAUAUUCCAAUGGAAAGGAGAAGUAGCAAGAGGAUGUCCAGAUUGGAAAGAAGAAGAGAAAGUCCAUCUUGGAGAAGAGUUAUCAGAUGUUUUGUUGUAUUUGGUGAGGCUUUCGGAUGCGUGUGGUGUCGAUUUAGGCAAAGCCGCUCUGCGCAAGAUCGAGCUUAAUGCUAUUAAGUAUCCAGUUCCCAAAAAGACUGAUGAUCAUUGUGUUGGUGAUGGUGAAGAUUCAAGCAGCAAGAUUAAGUUGAAUGAAGAAAACUAAUCUCUCUUAUUAGUGGUUUUGUGAGUAAGUUUAUUGUGGGUAUUUUCUUGUUAUGAAGUAGGAGCAUGAUCAAGAACAUAUAAUCUUCGAAGGCCUCUAAUUAUAUUUCAGAUGAAUCUACUUAGUACCACUUUUGCAA